AUGAGCACCUACACAGUGGGUCUCAGGGCUCUCCUUCCAACGCUCGGGUUGAUCUACGGCUUCCAGGCAGCAUGUGCAAGCGUCGCCGUCCCGCUCAAGACCGAAAAGUAUUACGAUUUGUGUGGCUCGCUCGGCUUCAUCUCGGCUGCCGCCGCCUCGCUCUACAUGCCAUGGAUUCGAGCACGCUAUCUUGACGGCUUCAAAACCAUCUCGCUCCCCACUUCUCUUUCGGCUUUCCACCCCAGGCAGACUAUCAUGACCGGCCUCACCCUCUUCUGGGCAAUCCGACUUGGCAGCUUUCUCUUUCAACGCAUCCAAAAGUCUGGUGGUGACAGCCGUUUCGAUGAGAUCAAGCAGAGUGCGCCCAAGUUCUUUGGUGCUUGGAUGAUGCAGGCCACUUGGAUCGCCAUCACCGCGCUUCCCGUAUACCUUGUCAACUCGAUCCCAAAGGCUUCCCAACCCCCUCUCGGUCGUCGCGACUACCUCGGUCUCGCCAUCUGGCUCGUAGGUAUGGGCCUUGAAGUGACCGCAGAUCGCCAAAAGUCGCAGUGGAGAGAGCACAAGGAAGCCGGCAUUCAUAACGAGCCGUUCAUCAAAUCAGGCGUCUGGAGUUGGUCCCGCCAUCCAAACUACUUUGGCGAGGUCACUCUAUGGGCCGGCCAGUUCGUACUCUCCACUACUGCAAUCGCAAGCGCAGGCACCUUCUACCCAACCUGGGCUGUUGGCCUAGCAGCUCUUAGCCCUCUGCUCGAGUACGGUCUCAUCCGCUUCAUCUCGGGCGUGCCCAUGCUCGAACAAAGCGCAGACAAAAAGCACAAGGACAAUCCAGAAUGGAAGAGGUACAAGCAACACGUUCCUUGCUUCGUUCCUUUUAUCGGCUCCAAGAACUGA
Mycosarcoma maydis (corn smut) is the source of this 891-nucleotide messenger RNA. RefSeq lists its product as uncharacterized. Gene Ontology annotation, molecular function: oxidoreductase activity, acting on the CH-CH group of donors. The record is from RefSeq and is a predicted model, not a curated record. The coding region runs from base 1 to 891 and encodes 296 amino acids. Gene Ontology annotation, cellular component: membrane. NCBI's taxonomy places the organism in Eukaryota, Fungi, Basidiomycota, Ustilaginomycetes, Ustilaginales. Gene Ontology annotation, biological process: lipid metabolic process. The transcript has a single exon.